This is a messenger RNA of Amorphotheca resinae ATCC 22711, 933 nucleotides long. RefSeq lists its product as hypothetical. The record is from RefSeq and is a predicted model, not a curated record. The coding region runs from base 189 to 791 and encodes 200 amino acids. The transcript has 2 exons. Lineage: Eukaryota; Fungi; Ascomycota; Leotiomycetes; Helotiales; Amorphothecaceae.
GUACGGUGAAGGAGAUUCUCGGAACUGCGUUCAGUGUUGGCUGCCAGGUUGAUGGAAGAAGUCCAAAGGAUGUCAGCGAUGACAUUGAGAGUGGAGAGAUCGAGAUUCCGGACGAGUAAAUGAAUACUAACGUCUUUCUUUGCAAAUUGUAUCUUGGGCUCCAUACUUCGCAAUAGGGUUUGCAAGCAAUGGCAUCGAUCCACAAUCCAGUCUCUGUCUUUUCUGCAACAUCUGGUCCUCGUGUUCCAGCGAUAUCCACUCCCCCCCACAUCCCCCCUCAUCCCCCCCUUCCCCGACCCCUUGCCAAACACUCUGGCCCUUACCUCCUUUCCCUUGUGGAUCGGUUCAAUCUGUGGUAUAGGCCUAUUUUUGGAGCAAGGAGAUUGAAUCUCGUCCGAUUACUCACCGCCGCAUCCUGUCCUUCGGGCGUGGAUGCAGAGGUCCAUAUCUUUCUGGUCAACAUUCUCUCAAAUGUGAUAGUGAUCUUUUCUCUCCCCUCUUCACUCUUCCUUUUUACUCAAAGCAGGUGUCCCAUGCCUACGGAGCAGGUAGGUUCAUAUUGGGGUCGGUGGAGCAGGUGUGGUGGCAUGUGUCAGACCGUUGAAUGUUCCCUGCACGAAUAUUACUAUAACUGCAGGGGUGCUGUAGCUAUACUUACUCGUACAGUAUUUUCGUUGGGGAAAUAUGGAGUAUUCUUCGACACUUUGACAAUUGUAGCCCGAUUUCAAUAUACUUGUUAUUGCCAUAUAUAUCACCAACUUAUUGCGAGAACUUUCCAGAUAAAUCUGUGAUAAAUCGGUGACAGAAAAUGGCUGGGAAAUCCAGUCAAUGCGUGCGAGCUGGCAAAGCGUACAAGGGGUCUUGUCAUCACAGGGAAUAAUAUGUGCAUGUUGCUGGCAAUCGAAGUGGAAGCGCCCUCGCGUCCCUUGGCUG